This is a messenger RNA of Penicillium griseofulvum, 1533 nucleotides long. RefSeq names its product Major facilitator superfamily domain, general substrate transporter. Gene Ontology annotation, biological process: transmembrane transport. Lineage: Eukaryota; Fungi; Ascomycota; Eurotiomycetes; Eurotiales; Aspergillaceae. The record is from RefSeq and is a predicted model, not a curated record. The transcript has 5 exons. Gene Ontology annotation, molecular function: transmembrane transporter activity. Bases 1 to 1533 code for a protein of 510 amino acids.
AUGCAGUCUAUCUCCUCAGAAUCGACCUUACCAACAGACGACCCCAAAGCCUCAGCCAUCGAGCUCCUGCGUGACCAUUUUCUUGAGCUUACCCCGGAUGGAAAAUAUGUGCGAUGGUUGCGAGAUCACCCAAGGCAUCCUCGAAAUUGGUCUGGCCUACGAAAGACUUACGAUAUUGUCCUUAUCUGUCUUUUGGACCUUUUUAUAACAGCAUCCAGCACCGCAGGUUCGGCAGCUGCUGCACAGGCCAAACAUGAAUACAAUAUUAGCGAGACACUUUCUAUUUUUAUAUUUGUCACAAUAUUCCUUCUCGGCCAAGUGGCAGGCACCAUCUUAUUUCCCCCGUGGUCGGAGACAUUUGGGCGCAGGAACAUGUACAUUGUGAGCAGUGGUCUCAGCGCCCUUUGCUGUAUGGUUAUCGGUCUGGUGCGUGUAAUGCCAGUCAUUAUCAUCAUGCGCAUCAUCGCCGGGCUUCUUUCCGCGAUCCCUUAUACCAUCAUCGGCGGCAGCAUCGAGGAUAUGUUCAACUCGCAUGCUCGAAUAUGGGCUAUGUAUUACUGGACAGUUGCUUCAAACAUUGGCCUCGUUCUUGGACCCAUCAUGAGCAGUUAUAUUGUUGCAGGUCUUGAUUGGAGAUGGAACUUUUAUAUCUUCUCCAUCAUUAUUGCUGCAAUCACAGGUGGUCUCUUCUUCAUUCGAGAAUCCCGACCUUCCUUGUUGCUAGCCUACGAGGUCAAACGGGUCACCGAUACUACCAUGCAAUUGAUUCCACCGCCACUCAACCACGACCAUAUCCCCGAUCUCAACAUGUUCGUGAAAGAAGCCCUCUUUCGCCCAGCCCAGCUCUUCUUCCAGGAACCCAUCAUCUUCGUCAUCGCAGUAAUGAUCUCCAUCGCCAUGUCCCUCAUCUACAUCUUCACAGAAGCCCUCCAACCCAUCUACGAAUCAAUGGGAUUUGCAAAGACCGACGCUUCACUGAUGUUCAUCGCUAUAGGCCUGGGGACCUGUCUUAGCACAUUGACCCGCGUGCUAGACGGCUACAUUCUCAACUAUUUCCGCAGACAGGGACGUCCUAUUAAGCCGGAAUACAAGCUCAUCGGGCUAGGUCUUGGUGGUCCAUUUCUGGCAAUUGGUCUAUGGUGGUUUGCCUGGACUAUUCCACCUGAGACCCACACUGCGUGGAUCGUGCCCACGAUUUCCCUCGUUCUGGUGGGUUAUGCGCUGACGGAAAUGGAUACUGUGUUGUACGGGUAUAUCUCCGAUUCUUAUUUGAGUUACUCUGCUAGUGCUACUGCUGCUGUUGCAUUUGUGAGAGCGUUGCUGUCUGGCGUCUUUCCGCUGUUUACGAGGCAGAUGUUUGAGCGGUUGGGAAAUAAUAAUGCUAUGUCGGUGCUUGCUGCUGUGGCAACUGCGUUUUGUAUAGUGCCGCCUGUGUUUAUCUGUUAUGGAGAGCGGAUUCGUCGGGCAAGCAAAUUUGCUCGGUAUAGUUGGGAGAUUCAGGAGGAGCUGGGGAAAGGAAAAGAAGAUUGGUGA